CGUCGCUCCUCGCUUUGUCGCUGUACGCGAAACCGAGACAUUCAUGAACAGGAAGAGAAACGCGUCGUUGCUGUUGGAUGACAGAUGCUGGAGGGAGAUUUUAAACUGACUUUCGAAAAUGUUAGUGGUAAUCUAUUGCUUGCUUCGUACAAUGCACCGAUACAACUAAAUGUGAAUAGCAUUCCAAUGUUGGAAUGUUGCCUUGAGGACGACCCACAAUUCUCAGGAAGCUCGUGACAGGAUAUAUACAUCUGCUGCUAAUCGUACGUUCCCUACGCUUCAAACCACUCCAGCCUUCAGCCCGCCUCCAACGGCUCCAACACUGUACCGCAUUGCUGAGUGGUUGUUGACUGUGUUCUGCCUCACUGAGACACGAACAGAACUAACCAGUCGGCACUCUGCACAGGCUUCCCAGUAUUGCCACCGUUCCAGCGGUUGCACCGGACCAGAACGGUUGGGGGCAUCGGCCCAAUGCAGAGAAACAUAUUGUAAAACUUCCAUUCAGUAACUGAUCUAUCUCCCGAUUGAGACUGGUUAUGGAGUUGACCCGAACCGAGCUGGAAAGUUCCGAUGCCCCGCAGUCUCUGAGACACGAGCGGAGCCUUGGGCUACUCACCACGAAGUUUGUUACUUUGCUACAGGAAGCAAAGGACGGGGUGCUUGACCUCAAAGUAGCAGCAGACACCCUCGCCGUCAGACAGAAAAGGCGCAUCUAUGACAUCACCAAUGUGCUGGAGGGCAUUGGCCUGAUCGAGAAGAAGUCCAAGAACAGUAUUCAGUGGAAGGGAGUUGGGCCUGGUUGUAACACCAGGGAGAUUGGUGACAGGCUGAUUGAACUGAAGUCAGAGCUGGAAGACCUGGAGAUGAGGGAGUGUGUUCUGGACCAGCAGAGGGUAUGGGUCCAGCAGAGCAUCAAGAACGUGACUGAAGACUCACACAACCUCCCUCUAGCCUACGUUAAGCAUGAAGAUAUCUGUGGCUGCUUCAAAGAUGACACCCUCUUAGCGGUGCGAGCUCCCUCUGGUACGCAGCUGGAUGUGCCCAUACCUGAAGCUGUCCAGAAUGAUCAGAGGAAGUAUCAGAUCCAUUUGAAGAGCACUAUUGGGCCUAUUGAUGUGCUGCUUAUCAACCAGGAUCCAGUUAACCGCGCCCCCAUGGUGUUGCCAGUCCCGCCCCCUGACAACAUGCUGCAGAACACCAAGGACGCUUCAGCAUCUGCAGACACAACCAGCGCUACUGACGCAACCACCCACGCAGCAUUCAAGACCACCAGGAAGCUUAAAUCAAACACAGCAGCUAAACCCUCAGGUACAUCCAGCACAGAAAUACCUAGUCAGAAAACCCCAUCAUUGGACAACCAGUCCCUUCAGUCUUCUGCUUCAUUGGACAACAACUCAACGGUCUGUGGACCAAUCAAAUCACAUUCAUCUGACCCACUGGAUUUCCCCAAAUACUUCUCUGACAUAUUUGACCCCACAAAAGAAAUUGUGAGUGCUGAUCUACUAGAGGAACUUAUGGCUUCAGAAGUGUUCUCUCCUCUCCUCCGCCUCUCUCCGCCCCCAGGGGACCAUGACUACAUCUAUAACCUGGAUGAGAGUGAGGGACUAUGUGACCUCUUCGAUGUUCCCAUCCUCAACCUUUGACAUAUCAACCCUGACAUCAAGCUCACAUUAAAAUCAUUUUCAAAGAGAAUAACAAGAAUAUAUAUGUAUUUACCAAUACUAACACAGAGAUGAAUUGUUCUAAUUUUGGAGUUUUGUAAUAUAAUCUGAAUUGAUAAAGAGUUUAAAUAAUUUUUAUAUUCUUUAUAUUUUGUUGUGUUCUGUUUAUUGACAGCUGAACUGCAAGUGUUAAGAGUUUAGCGCUUCCUAGAGCACUGCUCUCUCUCUUGGCUGCAGAUUUGAAAGAUUUAUAUCUUUAAUGAGUUCAUGGAAUAUAUUUUUAUCUUUGUUACUGAAGUGGCAGGUGAUGUGUUUGUAAAAAUGCUACAUUUUAGUAGAGAUCAUUUGAAUGAGUGAAUUACAGAUGUUUAAUAUGAUGCUCAAGAUCAAGCACCACACCGAAGAAUGCACUUGUGCACAUCUGAAACUGUUGCAUUAAAAGUUAUAUAAAUACCUUUAAAAUGUAGAAAAAGAAAGUAGAAGCUAUAAUCUCUUAACUAUUUGAUCCUUUCAAUGUCCAUUAUUUGCCAAGGGUAGGAAAAUACCAGUUGUAUCCUCUGUCCUCAUCAUUUCCUUCUCAAAAUCUAUUGGAUGAGAAUGCCAAAGGUCCCUCUGGUCUUCCUUCCAUGGGUUUUUGAGGAGAGGUGGUUUCAAGGAGUAUACAAUUGAGACCUUUCCUAAUAUAGCUGAGUUACAUGAGACUAGCCAAACCCCACAUUGGAAAGACCAAAAAUCCAGUUAAAGACGGUACCAAUCCUUAACUAUUAAUACCUUCUGAUGUCUUCUACGUUUUCCUCAGUGUGUGUGUACUGUGUAGGCAUUUGUUAUUAUGAGAGCAGUGCACCUAAAUAACAGUGAAUUUAAAAAAAUGGUAUCAAGGAAAGUACAUCAAUAUUUUGUCUGUCCCCUUUCAUUUUUUCAUCAGGGGCCAGUUUCAGCUAUGAUGUCUUUGUCAUUGAGAAUUGUAUUGAGAAUGUUGUCAUGCCAACCCUUAUAUAUUUGUAUUAUUUGUUUUUUAUGCAUUAAAUAAUGUUCAUUUUGUACAAACUGAUGAACUGUCUUAAGAAUCACCUGUGCAUCAUGUCCACAUAUCCCCACGUUAGCUAUGCCCUGGUGUGUGCAGGUCUGCAUGUAGCAGCACUUACUAAAUUCUGUAGUUGUUUCACCUAGCUUUUUUAUAAAUGUUUGGAUAAAAGCAUCUGCUAAAUGACUACACUGUAAAUGCACCUCUUUGUGUUUUAACUCAU
Esox lucius (northern pike) is the source of this 2908-nucleotide messenger RNA. Its product is annotated as transcription factor E2F4. Bases 537 to 1643 code for a protein of 368 amino acids. Gene Ontology annotation, molecular function: protein dimerization activity; DNA-binding transcription factor activity, RNA polymerase II-specific; RNA polymerase II cis-regulatory region sequence-specific DNA binding. Lineage: Eukaryota; Metazoa; Chordata; Actinopteri; Esociformes; Esocidae. The record is from RefSeq and is a predicted model, not a curated record. The transcript is spliced from 10 exons. Gene Ontology annotation, cellular component: RNA polymerase II transcription regulator complex. Gene Ontology annotation, biological process: regulation of transcription by RNA polymerase II.